GAGGCAGAUAACCGUGAUGAGGACCAGGCAGGGAUACCAGACAUCUGCAGCUUUUGCUUUUCUCUCACUCAUUUAAUGUGUUGUACUGUCUCUUUUGAUCAUACAUCAAGAUCAGUUUCUGAAGUUUUCUAAUCUAAAUAUUACGGUUUCAGACCUCCGCCCUUUUCUGUGGGACUCUAAGGAGGUUUUAUAGAUUGCAUACCGCUUUUUUUUUUUUUUCCAGUGUUCAGGAUGGGCCAGAUGUUCUGUCGAGCAGCACGAAACUCCUCAGGACGUAUGAACUAGGAUGAUACCGGAUAUUUCCUGUGGCAGACGCUGGUGACAUUUGCUCUGUUGCAUCACCGUCGGCGUUUACAGAAAAAAUAAUGCAUCAUAACCAGGAGGAGCAGUCGGUAAAUCCCAUUACUGCGCAACACGGGACAGCGCGGCCCAGUGACUCCAACAGUCUGGGCAGCAGCUUGUUGGGCAGCUUGGCCACUGACCUGCAGCCACCUGCUUACUGCAAACUGGAGUUCAUGAGACAUGCAGUGACAGAUGAUUAUAAGGUCACAGCUCAGGUGCUCGGCCUGGGAAUAAACGGCAAAGUCCUGGAAUGUUUUUGCAAGAAAACUGGAGAGAAAUGUGCCCUGAAGAUCCUGUACGAUACUCCUAAAGCCAGACGGGAGAUUGAACUACACUGGCGAGCUUCUGGAGGUCCCCACAUUGUCCGCAUACUCAGCCUGUAUGAGAACAUGCACCAGGGGAAGAAGUGUCUCCUCAUCAUAAUGGAGUGUAUGGAGGGAGGGGAGCUGUUCAGUCGCAUUCAGGCCAGAGGGGACCAGGCCUUCACAGAGAGAGAGGCGUCAGAGAUCAUGCACGACAUCGGCACAGCCAUAGAGUACCUCCACCUCAUGGACAUCGCUCAUAGAGAUGUGAAGCCUGAAAACCUGCUCUAUACAACCAAGGAGAGUAAUGCCACACUAAAACUGACAGACUUUGGCUUUUCUAAGGAGACGACACUGCACAACUCCCUCCAAACUCCCUGCUACACUCCAUAUUAUGUCGCCCCAGAGGUGCUUGGGCCAGAGAAAUAUGACAAAUCAUGUGACAUGUGGUCUCUGGGCGUAAUCAUGUACAUUCUACUGUGUGGGUUUCCUCCAUUUUACUCAAACACAGGUCAGGCCAUCUCUCCUGGCAUGAAGCAGAGGAUCAGGUUGGGCCAAUAUGAGUUCCCCAACCCUGAGUGGGCUGACGUUUCUGAGGAAGCCAAACAGCUCAUCAUUCAGUUACUAAAGACGGACCCCAGUGAGAGGAUGACUAUUGGACAGUUCAUGAACCAUCCCUGGAUUAGUCAGUCAAUGGUCGUCCCUCCGACACCCCUACACACCUCCCGUGUUUUGACAGAAGACAAGGAGCUUUGGGAGGAUGUGAAGGAGGAAAUGACCAGCGCCCUGGCAACAAUGCGUGUUGACUAUGACCAGGUGAAGAUCAAAGACCUGGACACGUCCAACAACCCUCUGCUCAACAAGAGACGCAAGAGGCCUGUGCCUGCAGGAGGGGACACAGGACGAGGAGACAGUGAUGGAGGUGAUGGAGGAGUGGUGUGUAAUAGUCACAGAGAAGUAAAAUUUUCAGAGGAGCACGGGAAAAUGAUCAUUGGACAAAAGUAGUUUAAAACUAUGAAAGCCAGACUGAGCAGUUUACAUAUCGCUUAUUGUAUUUCACUCACUUUCCUCCAUCUUUGUAUCACUGCACUAACUCAUGUCAUUUAUUUUGAUUGUUACCACUCUAACAUUUCAAAUAAAAUAGUUUUUUUA
This is a messenger RNA of Plectropomus leopardus (leopard coralgrouper), 1796 nucleotides long. RefSeq names its product MAP kinase-activated protein kinase 2-like. Gene Ontology annotation, biological process: protein phosphorylation. NCBI's taxonomy places the organism in Eukaryota, Metazoa, Chordata, Actinopteri, Perciformes, Serranidae. Gene Ontology annotation, molecular function: protein kinase activity; ATP binding. The record is from RefSeq and is a predicted model, not a curated record.